Messenger RNA from Seminavis robusta, 1183 nucleotides. The record is from the annotation of a GenBank genome assembly. Lineage: Eukaryota; Bacillariophyta; Bacillariophyceae; Naviculales; Naviculaceae.
CGAGAACCUUCGCAACGGUCAAGAGAAGAUCUUGGCGUUGGUUUGAACAAACAUUGGGACAGACAACCACAAACCAACAAUAGCAAAGCAACAACCAUGUCGAAGAAGGGCCGAUCCGCCGAAAAGAAGAAGCAAAAGAAGCAGAAUGCCAAGGAGGAGGACGACGUCAAGAACAAGAAGAAGGAAGAUGACGGGAGCAAACUGAAAAGGAAGGAGCAGGAGCUACGCGCAAGGCGCCUAAAAGUGACUCCUCGUCAGUUUUUGGGACACUUGUUUCUGUUGGGGAUUGCCUUUGGUGUCAUCCUCUUGGGCAUGUACUUGCAGCAACCAAUCGUCUGGGCUCCUGGUACCAAGGGUGGUCUUCGUGGCGAAUUGCCCAUUGAUACGAUGGAACAAGCGCAUGCAUUUGCCGACAUGUCCAUUACCGAAGCGGACAAAUUGUGGGACGAGCCGUCUUCCAAUUGGAGAACCAUUUACGACAACCAGCAACCUCUCUCGGUCGAAUGCCGCAGUGUGACACAAGGUCCAUACGAGCUCUCCUCUGUCUUGGUGGCCAGAGCCAAGGGUGCCAUAAGAGCUUCUUCGGCGGACCAGGUCUACGAGUUCUUGUCGUCUCCGGAAGGACUCUCACUGAUAUUGAAUGCCAUGGGCCAAAGCAACAAUCGAACCUAUCAAACUAUUGAGACAAUCCCGGAAUGGAGAGAAGGUGCCUCUACUGAGAUUGCCGAAAUCACACUACCAGGUUUGGGACCAAUACUGAGCGAUAGACACUUGGUCGUACAGACUUCCAGAAUACCAGAGGACAGAAUAUUGGUCACCAAAUCUGUGCUACACAAAUCACGCCCUGGAGCAAGCAGUUUCUACAAACGGAACGUGGAGAGCAGCAGUAGCAACAGCGUCAGAGCCGUCACUUCAUUUGCCAUCAAGGUCAACGAGGAAACAACGUUGAAGAAUGGACAAGACGUAGUAGAGAUCAGAUUUAUUAGUUAUGUGAAUCUGUUUCUCACGGAAGGCAUUAUGAGCUACAUUUCGUGCCAGUGGUUGUUCCCCAGCGUCUUUCAAAAGCUGCAAGAGAGGUUUGAGGGCCAACAAUGAAGUAUAUAAGAAAGGUCAAGUAAGUAGUUUUGUAAUACAUCGCACAUGCCCUGUUUCAUAAUAACAUAAAGGAAAAUUUUGGUUACGC